AUGUUCAUCGCCUUCCAAAAUGCUCGCUCAUCACUCCCACGGCGCAUCCGCCCUUCACCCUCCCUAAUUCGCCACGCCUCUACCAAAAUCUCAAACGAACAACUCGAACCCUCAAACGAACUCUCCGAACGCCUACGAGAUACAGGACUAUGGCAUUGGACUCGUACGGCAGGCCGGCCGAAAGCGGCUAUAGGUGACAAGCACCGCGCCAACCUCGUUAGCCAAAGUCUCUGCGAUGAUAUUGCCCAGUACAUCGGCCCCUCGUUCGAUCGCCAUAAAGGAUGCGACAUCGUCGACAUCAACCCCGGUCCCGGCCUUUGGAGUCGCACUCUCCAUGAUCUCGUGCAACCCAGAAAACACAUCCUCAUGGAACCCGAUAUUGAACUCUACAGGCCCUUUUUAGGCGAUUUCCUCGACAAACCCAACGUCGAAGCCGUUCCUAAAGCUGGCAUCCUCUGGAAAGACCUAACCUCCAUCCUCGAAUCCCUCCCCCACCAAACCGCCCGUGAUCCCGCCGCCGAGCCCGAACGCAACGACACGCUGCUCGUCAACGUCAAUCUGUGCUACUGCCCACCGAAGAGGUACCAAUCGUUCGAGUGCGUCAGCACAAUGGUUCUCUACCAACUAAUGUCCAGCAUCCGCACCGCCUCUCUCUUCCAGCAAUACGGUCUCGUGCGCAUGCUAGUAUGGAUCUCCGACGACGGCAAACGGCGCCUCCUCCCACGAAGUGCCAUCCGCCGGAAACGCGGCGCCUUUGAAGCAGAACUCUCCCUCGAAUGGCUCCAUGAAAUCUGCGGCCAUGACGUCGAAGUCGAGGAUCGUUAUGAGCUUCGCGAUGAGUGGAUCAACAUGGAGUCGGGCUACAACUGUCUCAAGCGCAUGAAGGAAGCUGGAUUGAAGAUGCCCAAGGGCCGCGAGACGAUCAUGUACAACAAUCUCCGUGCCAACAAAAAACUCGCCAACAAAAAGCUCGCAGGCAUUCAUCCGCCCCGACACAACCGACCUUUUCGCGAAGAACUCGAAGAUUUAGAAACAGCAUUCGCAGAGGACGACGCCUCAGAGGCAUCGAAGCGGUUAAAAAUGCUGCGCUACCGCGAAAAGUACGACGCUGUAGAUUCACAGCUCUUCCUCGAACUCCUCCAGGAACGCGAGGCCCUCAAUAAGCUCUGGAAGAAAUCUCCCAAGCAAUUCCGCGCUGCCGAAGCAGAAUUCAACGCUCGUCUCGACGCCGUCAAGAAAAACACACGCAAAGAAUGGCUUAUGGUCCGCGAUAACUACCACCUAUUCCGCCAGAAGGAACCAACUCUUCUCUGGGACCGCCGCCCCUUCGAGCCCCUCGCCGCACGCGCCGAUGAAUUCUACCCCCGCAUGCCCUGCGCUCUCCUCGACCUGCAGCCCAAGGCCAUGAACAAGUACACACGCCAGCACGGCCCGUCUGCGCGAAACGGCACCAUCUCAGAUACCAUGCUCCGCUACUGGUUCCAGCACAUGCUUGCGCCAGUGACGAGCGCAAUGGACGGCGCUUGGCCUGGCUUCGGCGACUGUGCAGCUGAUAUCCGAUCGCUGCAUGAUCCUAAGCUGGGCGGAUCUCCCCUUUCAGGACAUGGAGAGCUGGUAGCGCGCUGUGUUACACAGGAUCAAUGGGCGGAUAUUAUAAAAGCGUAUCUGGAGUGGCCGUUUGCUCCUGAGUAUACGACGCUUGUGGGCAGGUUGAUGGAUGAUAAUGAUACUGACCCACCUCAAGACGACGAGUCUAAGGGUACCUCUAUGGGCGGCGUUAUAUGA
This is a messenger RNA of Fusarium subglutinans, 1785 nucleotides long. Its product is annotated as mitochondrial transcription factor 1. Lineage: Eukaryota; Fungi; Ascomycota; Sordariomycetes; Hypocreales; Nectriaceae. Gene Ontology annotation, molecular function: mitochondrial transcription factor activity. Gene Ontology annotation, biological process: transcription initiation at mitochondrial promoter. Gene Ontology annotation, cellular component: mitochondrial DNA-directed RNA polymerase complex; mitochondrial matrix. The record is from RefSeq and is a predicted model, not a curated record. The transcript is spliced from 2 exons. Bases 1 to 1785 code for a protein of 594 amino acids.